UUUGUUUUGAUUAACAGGUUGUCUUUUCGCGUGAAUUGAAGCAAGCACCUCGGGUGAAAAACCCCAUAAAACAAGUGGCACUCAUUGGGAUUUACUGAAACGCGUACAGUCUGUGUUAAUAAUGACCGUGUCGACUUGAUAGCGGCGCUGUUGUUGACAAAGAUGCUUUUCUCUCAAAGAUAAGCUAACGUUAGCUGUCUGGUAGCGUAUCUUUGGUAACAACAUGACGGUGAUGGGGAGCGGUGUGUAGGAGCGACCGACCAGACAUUGGAUCGCCCCGAUUUCCUGCUUGUCAAUCACACAUCUCCAGGAUUAUCAUGUCUGUGUGUCUGGACACAGUCGACACGGCUUUCUAAACCAAAACAAACAAAACUGCCUUCAUCUAACCAAGUUAUCUGCAUGUGGUCUUUAAAAUUCAGCUAUUGUGAUACUGUGACUUUUUCAAAUAACGUCUUAGCUACAUUUUUCGGACCUCAUGCCAAUUCACUUACGAUCUUCAGUAAUUAAAGUCAAUACGUGUUUGUAGUGUUGGGUAUUUUCAUCACUUUCUUUCAAUGGGCGAAGAAAAGCCAGACACGCUUGACUUUGUGAAGGAUUUCCAGGAGUAUCUGAGCCAGCAGACCCAGCAUGUCAACAUGAUAUCAGGCUCUGUCAGCGGCGUCAAGGAGGCGGACGAGCUGCCACCAGACUGUGGUCAGAAUGGACUGGAUCACCCCUCAGUGGAAAUGUCUCUGGAGGACAGCUCAGGGAUCUUAGUGGAUGGUUUUGAGAGGACCUAUGAUGGAAAGCUCAAGUGCCGCUACUGCAACUAUGCUACCAGAGGCACAGCGAGACUCAUUGAGCACAUCCGAAUUCACACAGGAGAGAAACCUCAUCGCUGCCAUCUCUGCCCAUUUGCUUCGGCCUAUGAGCGCCACCUAGAGGCCCACAUGCGAUCUCACACGGGCGAGAAGCCUUAUAAGUGUGAGCUGUGCUCUUUCCGCUGCAGUGACCGUAGCAACCUGUCGCACCAUCGCCGUCGACGCCACAAACUGCUGCCAAUGAAAGGUGCGCGCUCACUCUCCCACAAGAAGAUGCUGAGUGUUUUACAGAAGAAAGCCAGCUCACUGGGCUAUGGCCGCCGGCUCCUCAUCAACUUCAGCCCCCCUUCUAUGGUGGUGCACAAAGCUGACAAUGUGAACGACUUCUCCCAUGAGCUGCCCCACUUACGCCAAGAGUCGUAUGAUAAUCAGGGUCGCACAAUCGACGAUGGGCACUCCACAAAUCACCAUCACCAAGACAUGGUUAUGGAAAACCCUCUGAAUCAGCUGUCCACCCUGGCAGGCCAGUUGGCGAGUCUCCCUUCAGAGUCCCAGGCCCAGAAUCAACCCCCCAUGUCUCCAGGAGCAGAGUCUAUCGUUGAUGAGAAGCCUUUCCUCAUCCAGCAGCCCCACCCUGCCACAGCUCCUGUAGUUGUCUCAGCCAGCAUGGCCCACGCCUCCUGCUCGUCCCCAAUCACCCCAGAGCCCAGGGGCCCCCCCCACAUCACCUGCAGCCCUGGGAGGGGACCCUGCAGCGAGCACAGUGGGCGCACAAGUACCCCCAGUGUCUCCAACAGCCAACCCAGUACGCCGGCCCCAGGCCUGUCUGUCCCACUCCAGGACCUCCACAUGCUGCAUCACUGCCAGCACUGUGACAUCUACUUUCCCGACAACAUCCUCUACACUAUCCACAUGGGCUGCCACGGCUACGAGAAACCAUUCCAGUGCAACAUCUGCGGCCACAAGAGCAAGAGCAAGUAUGACUUCGCCUGCCACUUUGCCCGCGGACAGCACAAGUGAUGGAACAAAAAACAACUUUUAUUGGACAGCCUUGUUUUAUUAAUUCCAUAGUUAUAUUAUUUAUUGGUCUUUGACUUGGCCUUGAUGUAGCCUAGCCUUUGAAAGUUGUACUUAUAAAAUGGCAACAUUCAGAUGGUUUCAUUUUGUAUACCUGUAGGUGCCCAUUCAAGUGUAUUAUGAGGGGAUGAUCAGUGUUUUCCACUGGUUGAGAAUGUAUUUGUAGUAAAGGAGGGAUUUACAUUUACACACUGUUGUAAAUCAGAAAAAAAGAUUCUCUAUUUAGCUGAACCAAUUCACCAUAUGUUAUGUAAUAGACGACCAAAUUCCUAAUACAUGUGAAAAGAAAUUGCCUUUUGAAUUUUUAAAAUGCAUAACUCGUGUGACCUUAACCUUUCACAUAUGUAAUUCCAAUGCGAUACCAUGCAACACUAUGGUAGCUGACAAAAAAAGCCUUAUGAAUUACCUUAGAAAAAUGGUCAACAUGUUCCAGGUUUGGGAUUUAGAGUAAAAUGGCUAAAACACGGACCGAAUACAGGUGUGAUCUUUUUGGUAUAGGAAAAGAUAUCACACAUUAAAUUGGCUUCCACUUUUAACAGCAUGUCCCUUUUUAGCUAAAUAAAAAUACAUUCUCAACCCUACUGGAGCUAUUUCUAAAGGUUGAUCGGAUGUUAUUGACACAGCAGUGAACCUGUUGGCCUUGAGUGAUUUUACUAAAGCCUUGUUGAAAUUAUUUCAUUAUUUAGUGCAUUACUUCUAUUUCUUUGCAGUGCCUGACAUAGUCACCUUAAUUGGUCCAAGAUACUGUAUAGAGGACUGUUACUUCUUUACAUAUUAAUAGAUAUUAUUACAAUAUCCUGUUUCUACUUAACGUAAAGGGCCUGGAACCUUAGAAAAAAGUGUGGGCCUUUGUAAUUAUUUGUUGGUAGCCAUGAUUUGUUUUUGCCAAAAUCCUGCUCCAAGAUUGCUGCUAAAAAAACGUUGGAAUAUAUUUAUGGCAUUCACAGUAAAUGAUGGCCAACGUUUGUAACUGUGGUUUGUGAUCUGAUUUGUCAAACUACAUGUUGUAGACGUCGGGAGUUCCUUCACACAGUGCCCUUCCUUGACCAGCAUCAUGGUCACAUCACUUGUUUUUGUUUAAAUGGUUUUG
Notothenia coriiceps (black rockcod) is the source of this 2967-nucleotide messenger RNA. RefSeq names its product IKAROS family zinc finger 5 (gene ikzf5). Bases 555 to 1820 code for a protein of 421 amino acids. Gene Ontology annotation, molecular function: RNA polymerase II cis-regulatory region sequence-specific DNA binding; DNA-binding transcription factor activity. Lineage: Eukaryota; Metazoa; Chordata; Actinopteri; Perciformes; Nototheniidae. The transcript has 3 exons. The record is from RefSeq and is a predicted model, not a curated record. Gene Ontology annotation, biological process: regulation of transcription by RNA polymerase II.